AUGGUGAUCGAAAAAUUCUCAGAAAUAGAAAAUAAGAAUGUAAAGGUGCCGGAAUGGCCCAGGCAUCCGUAUGGCGAGGAGCAGUACGGCCAGAAGUUAAAGAUCGUGCCCAUUAAGGAUAUACGCUCGCUAACAAUAAGCUUUACGACCGACGAUCUGACCCAGUACUACAAAUCGGCGCCUGACAACUAUUUAACGCAUCUUAUUGGMCACGAAGGCAAGGGYAGCAUAUUAUCUGAGCUGCGRAGGCUUGGCUGGUGCAAUGAUCUUAUGGCUGGUCAUCAGAACACCCAGAAUGGCUUUGGAUUCUUCGAGAUUGUGGUGGAUCUAACGCAGGAGGGCUUGGCUCAUGUAGAUGACAUUGUGAACAUAGUAUUUCAGUAUUUGUGCAUGCUGAGAAAGGAGGGACCUAAGAAAUGGAUAUUUGAUGAGUGUGUGAAAUUAAACGAAAUGCGGUUCCGUUUCAAGGAGAAGGAACAACCAGAGAAUCUCGUCACCCAUGCAGUAUCAUCCAUGCAAAUAUUUCCACUGGAAGAGGUGCUAAUUGCACCUUAUAUGAGCAACGAAUGGCGUCCCGAAUUAGUUUGCAAUCUUUUGAACGAAUUGGUGCCAUCAAAGAGUCGCAUUUCCUUGGUUAGCCAAAGUUUUGAGGAUUCUACCGAUAUGACAGAGCCCUAUUACAAAACGAAGUAUGGCUUGGAGCGGAUACCCCAGUGCACAAUUGAGAGAUGGGAGUGUUGUGAUGUAAAUGAGAAUCUAAAGCUGUCACUGCCAAACAGUUUUAUACCGAACAAUUUCGAUAUUGCCGAAGUGCCCAGCGACGCACCAAUACAUCCCACAAUUAUAAUGGAUACGCCAAUUCUGCGAGUGUGGCACAAGCAGGACAAUCAAUUUAAUAAGCCCAAAGCUUGCAUGACCUUCGACAUGUCCAAUCCGAUUGCCUAUUUGGAUCCACUGAAUUGUAAUUUAAAUCACAUGAUGGUAAUGCUGCUGAAGGAUCAACUGAACGAAUAUCUAUAUGACGCAGAGCUAGCCAGUCUCAAGCUAAACGUAACAACCAAACCAGGCGGCAUUGAUUUUACUAUACGUGGCUUCAACGACAAGCAGGUGGUAUUGCUUGAAAAGCUCUUGGAUCACCUGUUCAAUUUUAGCAUAGAC
Molecule: messenger RNA, 1158 nt
Organism: Drosophila arizonae
Lineage: Eukaryota; Metazoa; Arthropoda; Insecta; Diptera; Drosophilidae
Gene: Ide
Product: Insulin degrading metalloproteinase
Biological process (GO): peptide catabolic process
Cellular component (GO): cytosol; mitochondrion
Molecular function (GO): metalloendopeptidase activity; metal ion binding
Source: RefSeq, a predicted model, not a curated record